Molecule: messenger RNA, 636 nt
Organism: Alternaria ventricosa
Lineage: Eukaryota; Fungi; Ascomycota; Dothideomycetes; Pleosporales; Pleosporaceae
Exons: 2
Coding region: 1-636 (211 amino acids)
Source: RefSeq, a predicted model, not a curated record
AUGCCCACAACCGCCUUCCUGGCUCUCCCAGCCGAGGUGCGCAUCAACAUCUACAACCACAUCUCGCCAGCCAACACCUCUUUCGCCUCAUACUCCGGUCUCCUCCAAACAUGUCACCUCAUCCGCAAAGAAUGGAAGCACGAAGCAAAGAAACGCAUAUUCAAAGAAUACACCCAACUCCGCGCUUUCCUCGCCACCCACAACAUACGCAUCCUGACGUCCGCCCGCGAUUCAUCCCAAAGAUCAAAGAUCGUACUCCGCCUCCCACCACUAGACCCCACGGCAAGUACCACCAGGCUGCCCAAUUUCAUUCCCUGGCACUGGUCCUGGAUCACCACCGUCAUCGUCAACUUUAGUAACGAGUGGCCGCGGCAUUACAGGUCGCAACUUGCCAUGUACAACCUGUACUGCGACACGCACAUGGACCUAUGUCGAGAUAUCCUGGCCCUAGGAGCACACACGAUUCCAGAGUACUACAAUAAGUUGUGCGAGACGACAAAUCGGACUACUAGUAUCAGGCACAUUAGUCUGCGCUGGUACAAUGUCCCCCGGGAUACGCGGAUUGGUCCAUCACGCUUCGGUGCUAUACCUGAGCCUUGGCUUCAGUAUGGCGAGGACUUUGAAGGGUGGGAGUAG